AUGCCUAGCUCUUUAGAUAGACAAGCGCCGCCACGGCUAGCCACACUCCCGCCAGAGCUGCUGGAUCAGGUCUUGGGAGCCUUGGUCUGCUCCGACAUUUCACGCCUCUCACGGACCUGUUGGGACUUUUAUACCCUUCUUCUCCCGAGGCUUCUGGGUGAUCCGGAAAACAACAGCAAGGCCGUCCGAUGGGCUUGCCACGCGGGUGUCAACAGCCUGAUCGACAAAGCCGUAAAUUACGGCUCGCUCGUCAGCUCGGUUGCCAUAGGACGCGCCAACGUCCGGGUCCUCACCCUGGCCCUCGCGGCGAGGAGCGGGCAGGUCGGCACCUUCCAGCACCUGAUCGAGCUCGGCGCCCAGGUGGACUGCCCCGGGGUCGACCACUCCGCCGUCCGCACCCUGGUUCUAUCGCUAGCCAGGUCGCCUUCCCCGGACCUGCUCCGCAUCUUCCUCGAGGCCAGCCCGUCGCUCGUCUCGCAGCUGCACAACCAUCAGCGCACCGAGCUGCUUUUCCACGCCGUCGACGCCGCCAGCCGGAAAAGGGACGCCUGGGACGUCUCGUCCUGCCUGGAGAUGGCCAGAAGGCUUAUAGUCGCCGGCGCCGACCCCAACCCUAGCCCAAUCUUGAUGCGCUAUCCAAUCCACAGCCACCACGUCUUCCUGCCAACGCUUUCGGUAGCCAUACGAUCGCGCUCACCCGAGCUCGUGCGCCUCUUGCUGGAAAAUGGCGCCCGCGUGGACUCACAGCUGGAAACCCUCUUUACCAUCACGUACAGGCUCCGCAAACAGCCGUCGCCAGCAGAGCAAUACCCCGAAGGUGUUGCAAGCUUCUCGCCCAUUUGCGCAGUCGCAUAUUGGCUCGCCGAAACCCUUUCCGCCACCGAGCCAUCGGUGCGCGCCCAGGACUUCCAACACCUGGCCGAGAUUGGCCGUCUGUGCCUCGAGCGUGGGGCCGCAGUCAACGACAGCGUGGCGAUCCAAAGAGGACGGCUCCGGUGCCUGCGAACGCCGAUGAUGCUCUACGUGGCCAUGGUCAAGGAUUGGGGGCCACCCGGCGAAGAGCCAGAGUCGGACGCCAUGCAGAGGUUACGAUACCUGCUUGGGAUCGGCGGGGCCGGCCUGCCCGACACGCCGCGCACCCCGAGGUACGCAGUCAAGAUGCGCGAGGGCCAGACUAAACCGACGGUUCGUGGGCACCACGCCUACUGGCAUAGCUGGCGUACUAGGCAGCAGCUUUGGAUGUCGCCUGCGCAUCUCCUCAUGCAGGUGUGGUCUCCCCUCGCCUCCGAGCUCCCCGCGCUUGUGCGGCCUCUCAAGCUUCUCAUGUCAAAGAAUGGCCCACAUGUGACCUCACACCUCGGGCCGCCGCACGACCAAUACGGCCCCUCGGCGGCCGAGCUUCUGGCCCUCUAUAUGUAUAUUCCUAAGUCUACAGAGCAGCCUGGCGGCAUGGGGGACCAUACCGAUCCCGUCAUGUCCGCCUGGGAAUCCAUCCUGGCCAGCGCAAUCCAACGCCUGGAGCCCGCGGAACUCAACCGCCUUCUCAAGGACUACAUCUGGUUAAAGCUGACCUGCGCCUAUCACUACCACGGAACAAGCCUAGAGUGUUGCCAGGGCCCUCCAUCAACCACCUACUGUGGCAGCCAAUGCUGCAUUGUGGCAACCUUGGCCGACGACAGACUCACGCGCCCGACCAUACGGCAGCUCAUCGCCGCCGGGGCCAACGUGGACCACAAGAUCAGCAGCGCCGAGCCCACCCCACUGCAGAACUUUGGCCUCUGGCUCACCCACCCCCACCACCACCGCCACGAGCACCAGCACGUGCGCAUGCCCGGCGUCCAGUGGGGCCACCCCCGCAUGGGCGCCAUCGGCCUGACCGAGGAGCGGGCGCGGCUGCUGCGCUACCUGAUCAACGAGUGCGGUGCCGACCCCACGAUCCCCCACAACGGCCAGACAAUGGCCGAGAUGCUGCGCCAAAGACUCGAGAAGGCCCGGCAGGACAUCGACCAAGCGUCCGCCCUCUACGAACGCCUGGUCUUGUUUGACUUUGGCCGGCCUGGCGGCUACUCUGAGGAUAUGCGGAGGAGGGUUAUAUGGGAAGAGGAGGAGGAGGAGGAGGAGGAGGAGAAAGAGGAAGAAGUGCUCGAGACUGGGCUCAGCCAGGAUGACCUAAGUGCAGUGGCUGGACUACGUCUUGGUGAUUGAGACCAUCUGAAGAAGCAUUAGCGAGCGCAAAUAUUCAAGAUCGAAUAUAGAAUAGAACAAGACCAAAACUGUACCAUUCGGCCAAGGCCGAGUGAAUGUGCCUAAGGAGCGACCUCCCAUCCCCCCCCCCACCGGAUCGUGCUCCAAACGCCGUCCCGACUUUCGCAAUUCAU
Messenger RNA from Gaeumannomyces tritici R3-111a-1, 2378 nucleotides. RefSeq lists its product as hypothetical. Gene Ontology annotation, molecular function: protein binding. The record is from RefSeq and is a predicted model, not a curated record. The coding region runs from base 1 to 2205 and encodes 734 amino acids. NCBI's taxonomy places the organism in Eukaryota, Fungi, Ascomycota, Sordariomycetes, Magnaporthales, Magnaporthaceae. The transcript has a single exon.